AUGGAUCAAAAAGUCAAACAGACAUGGCGUCAUAUCAAAGACAUUUAUGGAUACCAUAACAGGUUUUCGUCUUUUCAGAAAAUAGUGAUAAUAUCCUUCUUUGUAGGAUUUGCCUCCAUAUUUUAUGCUCGUCUGUUAACAGUUGUGUUUGUUUACGUUUUGGCGGUUAUCUCUUCUGCAAUCGCAUGUCAUGUUCUGUCGUCUGUUAAAACCAAUUUCUCAUUCGGUGUUUCAAUUUUGAUUUUCGCUACUAGACACCAAAUAUUGUUCAAACACAUCUUCCGACUUGUGAAGAUACUAAAAACUAAUCAAAGUCCGAAUAACAACAAAGGUCUUGGCUUGCGAAAGACAUGUGUGGACGAUGAGUUUCACGAUACGCAAAAGCAUUACGAGGACACGCUUAGAGACGCUGAACGCAUUAGGGCUAUCGAGAAAGAAAAUACUGACGUCUGGGUGCUUUCAGGAGGUAUAAAGGCUAGAGAUGAAAUGGGUGCUUGUGGAUGGAAGGAUGAGGUGCAAGUGUUCUCAGGCCUUGUUUCCAAAGACUUUGUGGAACCUUGGUAUGGUACAUUCUCCUCUGUCAGUGAUAGUGUUUUGGAGGAAACACAUGAAAUUAUCAACACAUGUUUUCUUGAAUUAUGUCAAAGAUUCCAAAAGCUGAAUACCUACAAGUUAUUAACUGAUAUUCUUCUGCAUUAUAGGCAACAUCUUCGCAUGUUUCAAGUAGCUCGCACAUUGUAUAAAACUCAACCAAGAAGACGAUUGAGUCAACGAAGGCCAUCAACAAGUCAACAGCUAUAUGCCUCGCGUAGAAUUAACUCUGUGGAGGAGGCAUUUGAAAUAAAAUUCUCCUAUCAUUCAGCAGUUUGGGGAGUGGAAAAUGAGAUUAUGUAUUUCAGAUCAGUGGUUCAGAUAUUGCUGUCUCAACUUCUUCCUGGUCACCUUGGCAUUUGCAAUACCUCAUAUUUACUUUUUGUUGAGAUUUUUACAUGCAAUAUAUUUUUACCUGUGAUAGAACGUCUCUCUGACUCUGAUUUUUUGUAUGAAUGCAUAAUAAGGAUACUCUCUGAUGAGAAGAUAUGCUCUCUAGAAGACAAUGAAACAUCAGAAAGCCUAGUGGAUGAAAAUCUAGAAAGUAAUCAAAUGGCUGCAUAUCAAAAUGUUUUCCAGAAUAAGGUUGAAAUUGUCAUAUCUGACCAACAGAAAGAAGCAGAUGGAAUGGAUCCAGAUAGAUAUGGGUUAUCCGAGUGCAAUCUACCUGGGAGUUGCUCACUCAGGUCAGAUGUCAGAGGGAUGAGAAGAUCAAGCUCAACAUCAAGCGCUCAUGAUUUGCAGAAUUUUCAAUGUGUGAAUGAUUCAUACAUGUCUGAUCAGAGGAAAGACCAAUUAUAUGACUAUGGAGAGGAAAAUACAAUGAAGAGUUUUGGAACUGUGAAACAUGGAAACUCUUUAUACUGUGAUAGAGGUCAUCCUACAUUAGCACGUAGUUGUCCUAGUGACCUUGGUACUGGUUCAGCCUCAAGGAUCUCUGACCCUGAGGACUUUAGUGCAGAGAGUAGUGCUACCGAUGAUGAUGAAAUUUCAUCAAAGGUACAUGUAUUCCUUGAUAGCAAUGAAGUUGAGGUUAACAAUUUGGAACAGCUUGAACUUCCAAAUAUGUUGUUUGUGGAUGUGUCUAUUACAGACACUGAGACAAGACAGGAAAUGAGAAGUUCUACACAGUAUACCCUAUACAAUAUACAGUAUGAUGCAUUGUACAGCACAGAAACUCAUUCCUUGGAACUACGUACCAGAAGUGUAAAAAGAAGAUUUCGUGAGUUUGUGAAUCUGCAAGCUCGUCUGGAGGAUAAUGAAGCAUAUAGGAAAAGUUUAAAGGAUGUUAAGGGACCAAGAAGAUGGCUUUCUCUGCCAUUUGGAAAUAUGGAUAAGAGGAGUGUUGAAGGUCGCAGGAAGAGUCUAGAGGCAUUCCUAAAGUCAUUGAUUCAAAAGCUUGACAUAUGCAAUGGAUCAGAGCUGAAGGAGUUCUUAGCCUAUGAAGGGGAUGGCCAUAUAGCAUUUGUUAGGAAGGCUCCAGAAAUAUCAGUACCAAGAAUUGACAAGAUGAUUGUAAAAACCAUGUCUGAUGUGUUUGAUAAAAUUGGUGAGCUUUCAAAUAAAGCCCAAGAGGUGUUACCAAAAUUACCAGGCAAGAAAGAUAGCUCUGUGUCAGAAGAAGAAGGAAAGCCGGCAAAAGACCUGGACCUGAUCAAUGUGGAUUUCAGUGCUGAAAGUCAGGUUUCAGAUUUACAUGGAAAAUUGAACCAAUACAUCAGGAAGCAAUGCAAUAAGGCUUGUUCCAAAAUGGAAAGUCCCACUACACCAAUAAACAAGGAACAAGCCCAAUGGAAAAUUGGUUCAGGUACAGAGACCAAGCCCACUGCUAGCCAUGGGUCUAGUAAUGAACAGCUGAUUUAUGAAUCUCGCACCACAUUCUCACCAGAAGAAUCAGCUUAUGAAGUCACAGAAGAAACCGAGAUGAUGAUAGGUGAACAUUCUAGUCCUGAGAGGGAAAUAGCAUCUACUAAUACAAUCAUUUCUUCAUCACAAGAACAUGAAAUAACUACUAGAAACAUUAAAAUUGACUCCAAACACAAAAUUGCUGACAGCCAAGACGAUGAGAAAGUGGAUCCUUUAAUGGAGUGUAGCCAAACAUCUAGAGAAGGAGAAACAGAAGACAUUCUUGGUAACAAAGGCCAUUUAGACAACAUUGCUUUGGCUGUGGCUGUCAUAGAUCUUGCCAUACAGACUUUACAGGGUCGGGACUGCUGGGUGACGAGGGACAGAGUGGUCAAUCUUACUAAACACCUUGCUGGUACUGCCCUUCACAAGUUUCUUAUGAUGGAGCUGGAUACUUUGACAACAGAGCAAAUGUGUGUGUUCUAUAUUAGAACCCUGCGAGAAACACUCUGGCCUAAUGGACAGUUGUCCCUGGAGGGAAGAAAGGUCAAAACGGACAAACAGAAAGCAGCCACCAAGGAGCAAGCCAGGAGGUGUUUAGCUGAGUUCUUCCCAGACGUUCUGAAACAGCUUGUAGGAGCAGACGAUUACCAAUUCAGCAUAGAUGAGAUCAUAGAGUCUAUGGAACACCAGAAGCUGAAUAGAAAUUUCAUGUGUACAUUCCUGGAUCAUCUGAUUGAAAGACUUUUUCCUGAGACUUCCUCAACAGAAUGCCAGGAAGAUAUGUUAAAAUAGUGAUAAUUGAUGUUUUUCAUGGCAAAGUGCAAUAUAACUUAUAAAGGAAUUUAAUGUGUGACAAUAAUCUCUAUCUUAGUAUGGAUGUUGAGUUAUUAGAAGUAUUCCAUCAAACAUCCACCAAUAAAUAUGGUUUGGAGUUUGAAAAAAAGGGUUGGGUUGAGUACCAAAUGAAAACAAACAAGAGAAGCUGGGUGUUUGUAUUGGAUUGUAGGGAUAUUGACGAGGAUAAAUUUGUAAGUCAUGAAAUCAAAAUGUCAUGUGACAGAUGUCGUUGUACAUUUUAUUUUAAUUGGACCCAGCUGAUAUUGAGGUAAACAGGGUAUUAUACUGAUUUAAACAUAUUAUUGAGAGGAAAAUUUUGUGAAGUUGUAUACAGACUGUAAUAUGUGUGACAUGUAGUUUAAAUACAGUACUUUUCUUUUAAAUUUAUUGAGACCUUCUACAUGUGAAAUUAUUGCUAAAAGAAAGUCUGUUUAGA
This is a messenger RNA of Ylistrum balloti, 3712 nucleotides long. RefSeq names its product sorting nexin-19-like. NCBI's taxonomy places the organism in Eukaryota, Metazoa, Mollusca, Bivalvia, Pectinida, Pectinidae. Bases 1 to 3231 code for a protein of 1076 amino acids. The record is from RefSeq and is a predicted model, not a curated record. Gene Ontology annotation, cellular component: intracellular membrane-bounded organelle. Gene Ontology annotation, molecular function: phosphatidylinositol binding. The transcript has 10 exons.